This is a messenger RNA of Pseudo-nitzschia multistriata, 1959 nucleotides long. The record is from the annotation of a GenBank genome assembly. Lineage: Eukaryota; Bacillariophyta; Bacillariophyceae; Bacillariales; Bacillariaceae.
AUUUAAGGGAAAGGACCAAUUUUGAAAGUGGAGACACUCUUGAAACAAAGUCUCCAAUCAAACUGCCCUCUAACAAUGAGCAAACUGAAUGACGUCAACGUCUCCGACAUCGUUGGCAGCAAUUACGAGGGCUACCACGAGGCCACCGAAGGAGAAGAUGUAAGCUCGAAUAACAGCACAACGGCCUCAAUUUCGUCUUCUGCAUCCUUUUCAUCGGACGAUAUCGAUGGAAUUCAAACGUCUUCACCAACUGUUGGAAAUAGCUUAGACGGGAAAAGCAAAGAUCUUUGGUGGAUCCACGGAAAUGGAUACGAUUUGAUGGAUUUUGUCAAAGAUCACCCCGGUGGAAUCGAAGCAAUUCUAUUGGGAAAAGGUCGCGAUUGCACUGCUUUGGUUGAAUCAUAUCAUGCAUUCAGUGGUGAACGAGUGUGGAAAAUACUCGAGAAACACCGCGUCGUUCAAGAGGAGCAUGAACAGACAGAAGAGUUGGCAGGCGUAUCAGCACGCAGGGCAACACCAAUCAAACAACAUCCAGGUCGAGUCCCUGAUUUCUUUUAUGAAAUCUUGAAAGAAAGGGUGACGAAAGCAUUGAGGUCGAAAGGGAUUGACCCCGUCAGAGAUCGUGGAGCAUCAACGAUUAGGAUCGCAUAUUAUAUCCUGAUCUUUGGGUCGUGGUUGUACACUGGGUAUCUCCAUUGUUCGGUAAGAUUUUCGCUCCUAUUGUCCCCCUUCUGUGCCAUACCUUGUUAUCGUGCUUUCAUUUGACCGUGGAGAAACGAACUAAUUUUGUGCUGUGCCUUUUAUCAAUUACACGGAAAAAACGGCUCAAAUCGAUGCAGGGAAGCACCUUCGGUUCUUUCGCGUUCGCUCUCGUUGGAUGGUUGAUGGGUGCGUUGGGACAUGACGCGGGGCAUUUUGCAGCGAGCCGUCGGGCAGCAGUCAAUGAGUAUGGUGUUUGGGCGAUGUCAAACAUAUGCAAUCCUGUUAUGUGGCAACAGCAACACACGUAUGCGCAUCAUUCUUACACAAAUGAGUUCGAUCGCGAUCCCGAUUUGCAUCAUUUUGACUUGCUCUUGCGGGUUCACAAGAAGUUCAACUACCAACCCAAGUAUCGGUGGCAGUCGAGUUUCUUAUAUGUUUUAUUUGCUUAUAUGUUUGUUGUGUUCGGUACUUGCCUCUGGAUUCCCUGGGGGGUUUUAAGCGAAGGUACCUUGUAUGGAAUGGUCGAUUGGCACGAUAAGGAUCGACCGAUGAGAUACUAUGGGAUGUGGUUUCACCUUCUUUUAUACAUCGGAAUCAUAGUUAUUGUUCCGAUAUUUACCCACGAAUCAUUUGUGAAGGCUGCACUGGCGACCUAUAUUCACAUUGCUACAAUAGGCAUCACAUUUGCGUUUUUCUCUCAAAUCAAUCACUUGAACGAACACUCGCUCGAAACUGAUAUGGUUUCUCGUGAGAAACAGUACAAAAAGUUGGACAGCAAUAAACAGGAUCCGCGAUUAGCGAGUUCAUGGGCUGCCGCUCAGGUAGAAACUUCGAACAACUUCGCGUCGCAAUCCAUUUUCUGGCAUGUCUUAUCGAACGGACUCAACCAUCAGAUCGAGCAUCAUUUGUUUCCUGGUUUGAAUCAUGGGCACUUGGAAUACAUCGCACCUGUUGUGAAACAGACGUGUGAGGAAUUUGGAGUUGGGUACAAAUCAUACGAUACCUGGAGCGAUUUGUUGAAUGCAACACUGGAAUGGUACGACAAACUGAGCGUCGGUGGUGACAUUGACGACGAUGUUGCUGCCGCUGUUCCCGAUAUCAAGAGGAUUAAAAUUUCGUGACAAACUUUAGCUCUUAUGAGCUUCCACUCCACCUUCGAGAUAUCGCUAUGUUUGAUAAAAGAAAUUUAAAUUGUGUUUGUUUUCAUACUGUGGCAAAGAUAUUGCCUGUCGUGGCUAAUACAAAAAAUAAAUGUCG